Molecule: messenger RNA, 1539 nt
Organism: Penaeus chinensis
Lineage: Eukaryota; Metazoa; Arthropoda; Malacostraca; Decapoda; Penaeidae
Product: broad-complex core protein isoforms 1/2/3/4/5-like
Exons: 5
Coding region: 202-1344 (380 amino acids)
Biological process (GO): regulation of transcription by RNA polymerase II
Cellular component (GO): nucleus
Molecular function (GO): protein binding
Source: RefSeq, a predicted model, not a curated record
AGAGCGAGGCCGGGAAAAUAGGCGAGCGGCGAGGAGGGUCGGGAGAGAACCAUCGGCUCAGUCGGCGGCGCUGGAGGAGACGAGCUGCGAAGAACACGGCCGAAAGGAGCACGAAGCUUGCAGGUGAAAAUGCAGGACACAGGGUGCUGUACUUAAGGGCUUGGUGGUCCAGGUGCACGGGAGCCGUGGGACAGAAGGAUUAUGGCUGAACAGCAGUUCUGCCUACGGUGGAACAACUUCCAGGCCAACAUUGUAUCAUCAUUUGAAGCUCUAUUAGACCGGGAAGAGUUUGUGGACGUAACGCUCACUGCUGAGGGGAAAUCGUUAAAGGCACACAGGGUAUUACUAUCAGCAUGCAGCCCAUAUUUCAGAGACUUGUUCAGGGAUCUCCCUGCUCACCAGCAUCCAGUCAUAGUUUUGCGUGAUACAAGUUUUUUAGAAUUAAAAUCCCUACUGAGCUUCAUAUACCAUGGAGAAGUUAAUGUUUCUCAAGAAAGACUGGGCCUCCUUCUCAAGACUGCUGAGGCUCUCAGAAUCAAAGGACUUGCUCAAGACAAGAGAACUAGUGAUAGUGAACAUUUUGGGAGCCUUAGCAGUAGUCCAGAGAAGGAGCCAGAAGAGGGCCUUGAUAGAGGUGAACGUCGUGGAGGGGGUCCUGGCUCCCCUGCACUCAGUUUGGCGUUCUCUGGGAUAGGCGGGUCCGCACUGGCCCCCAUCAACCCUCUCGUUCCCCUGGAGCCACCAAGCCACAAGCCACCACAUCUGUUACAUUCACCACCAGCAAAGCGACGUAAACCCCUCCAUUCACCUAUUGGAGGACCCCCCAUUAUCACCCCACCCUCACAACGAGAGAAUAAUGUUCCGCAAGCACCACCCAUUACCUCCACUGCCUCACACGAAGAAGAUAACUCUACAGGUAAAGUAAUCAACUUGACGAUGGGUGCAACAAACUCGGGAGGAGGUGGUGGUGGUUCACCAUCUCCCCGACUAGUACCCAAGACGGAAUUGAGCCUAUCUGAGGAAGACGGACCAGGCAGAGGUAGUAGUGGUGGAGGUGGAGGUGGUGGUGGGGGGGACGGCAGUAGUGAUCAUGAGGCAGAAGAGCAACAUGAAGAAGACUCUGCUGACCAUGAUAUGUCAAAUACUUCAGCUCAAGACCUGCACAGCUUACCCCAACACCUCUCAGCAGCAGUACAAAACUUUGUGCCAUAUGCAGCAGCAGCAGCAGCAGCAGGAUCCUCACAGCUGGACACCUUCCCGGGGCCAUCAGGUGAGUACCUAUUUAAUGGUUUUCAACAUUGUCUGUUAAAAAGGAGGGGUUACAAACUCAUGGCCAAGGACUGAAAAACAGCUCUGUAGAUUGUCAGAAAUCCCACAAAAGGUGACAUGAAUUACAGGCCUGUUAGUUAUAAACAUGUCUAAUAUACCUUCUGUAAAGGUGUGUAGUAGUUGACAGAUAUUGAUUAUGUAUUACUGGGGAGUCAGGAAUAUACCUUUCUUAUUCCCCUUAAGAUGGUACCUACAAUGAAGAUCAGCCUU